This is a messenger RNA of Fonsecaea monophora, 801 nucleotides long. RefSeq lists its product as hypothetical. Gene Ontology annotation, cellular component: extracellular region. The transcript has 4 exons. The record is from RefSeq and is a predicted model, not a curated record. Lineage: Eukaryota; Fungi; Ascomycota; Eurotiomycetes; Chaetothyriales; Herpotrichiellaceae. The coding region runs from base 1 to 801 and encodes 266 amino acids.
AUGCGUUUCACCACACUCGCCAUCGCCCUCGCCGCCGGCGCCACCACCGCCCUGGCCUCGGCAAUCCCGGGCAAAAGCGCCCUCGUCGACCGCCAGGUGACGCUGUGCACCGGCGCCGACAGCUCGGCCGUGUGCUGCGCGACCGAUGUGCUGGGUGUUGCCGACUUGGACUGUGCGCCACCCGACCCUGAAGACACCAACGUUUCGGACCUCGAAGAUCCUGUGCUUGAGAUUGGCAGUCCCAUCCAUCAUUUCCUCGUCAGAAAGGGCCGUAACCCGAGCAUUGCCGGUGGCUCCUGUGGAAAUCUGCUCAACUGUGCCGUGGCAACUGCGUCCGUAUCAAUCUUGGAGGACAUUAUGGCGGUCUGCGAUGGUAAGGAACUCAGUGUCAAAAAUGCAGAUGUAGAGGGCAAACUCGCCUCACAUUUCGCCGCGACCGGUGCAAACCAGCGCGCCUUCGAGUUGGCGCUGCUUCCUGACCUUGGAGCCAAGGACAAGCAGGGUGGCCGGUCUUUCGUCGACGACAAGACCGCCGAGGGCUACACGGCUGAAGACAUUGCAAUUUUGCACCAAAAAACCCACUUUAUCCCAUACCUGAGGUCCAAUAACGAUGACGUGAGUGUUGCGGAUGUUGACGAAGAUGAGCUAUCGAGGCUAGCGAAGAAGGUGAGGGAAGUAUCUGCCGGAGCCUGUGUCAGUUACUUUUGUACGUUUAUCUUUGUUGCAAACGCUAUCGGCACCUCAAAGACAUCCACGAUCCUACCCACACGUUCGAGCGGCAGGGAGGUAUUGGCUCAUUAG